CGCCCGAAAAAUCACACUACCCACUUUAUGCUCAGCAGAAGUCUAUCAGUAGUGCUCUUCACUUCCCCAGAACAAAACAAAACAAAAACAAAAAUAAAAUACAAUAAAAAUGGAGCUUCCAUUUUUCACCACCACGGCCGCCACCAGCAGCAGCAGCAGCGCCACCACCAGAGCGGAAGCUCUACGGUGGUUAUCUAUAGCCGAGAAGCUUUUAGCUGGACGUGACCUCGUGGGUAGCAAAUCAUUCGCCGCCCGGGCAAGAGAAUCCGACCCGACCCUUUUGUACGCGGACCAAAUAAUCGCCGUCGCCGACACCCUCCUCUCCGGAGAUAAGCGGAUCAACAACCUCCACGACUGGUAUUCUGUGCUGCAGCUCACCCCUCAGCAGUCCCGCGACGCCGAGCUCAUCGCCGGUCAGUACCGGAAGCUCGCACUUCUUUUAAACCCGCAGAAGAAUAAGCUCCCCUUUGCCGAUCAAGCCUUCACACUUGUGGUUAAUGCCUGGCAAGUAUUAUCUAACCCCUCUAGAAAGAACAUGUACGAUAGCGAGCUGAUGGCUCACCUCAGAGUCAACCCGAUGAGUCCUGUCCCUCCUGGGUUUAAUCCGGCCAGCCCUAGGGAACAAGUUAACUAUCAGCCAUUUGAGAUAAAUUUUCAGGUGAUGCCUCAGCAUGCAAUGAGCAAUCGAGAACAAGUGAUGCAGCCCACCCAGCCCCAACAUGGGACGGUUAGAGAACCAACCCGGAGUCAGAUUUUACUCCCGCAAAAUCUGACUCGACAACCCAUCAGUCAAAAUUUGCCGCAGCAGAAUCUGAGUAGAGAGCAAGGGAGGCAACCCCAGCCCCCGCCUCAACCCCAGGCCCAGCUUCCACCUCAGCCCCAGCCCCAGCCCCAGCCCGAGCAGCAGCAGAGGAAAGAUAAUUUGAUGGGUAACAAUGCAACCCAUGAUUUUUCUAGUAGUAUUGGCAACGCUAGUAAUACUAAUGAUAACAAUAAUGUUCCUGAUGAUGAUGUUGACGUUGGUAAUAAUAGUGACGUUAAUCGAAGAGAGGAGGAGAGGGGAAAGGAUGGAUCAUCAGAUGGUGGGGCAUUGAGUUUCUGGACAGCAUGUCCUUAUUGUUAUUAUAUGUACGAGUAUCCUAGUGUUUAUGCGGAUUGUACCUUGAAAUGUCAGAAUUGUAGGAAGGCGUUUCAAGGGGUGGAGCUUCCAUCACCACCCCCCAUUGUUGAUGGCCAGGAUGCAUACUUUUGUUGUUGGGGAUUAAUGCCAUUGGGGGUUUCCAUGGAGAUUUUGGAGAGGAACAGGGGGAAGGGUGGAAAAUGGACUCCAUUUUCGCCUAUGUUUACUUGUCCAAAAGGGAUGGGAAGCAGUGGGAAUGCUGGGAAUUGGAAUGUGAAUAAUGGGAAAAAUAAUGCUGCGGGACCGAGGAGUGGGAAUGUGGGUAGUAAAAAGAAGAGUUCAGGUCCAAGAGUUUAUGUAGAUGAUGAGGAUGUGUUUUUGGAAUAUUCGGAUCCAAGUGAGGAAUCUGAUGAUGAUUGGCGAACUGAAAUGAGGAAGAAGAAAGCAAAAGGCGAGAAGAAAAUGAAGGUUGUCAAAAAUAAAGGAACAGGAACACCUGGUCGCAGAGGCAGACCACCAAAGGUUGACAAGGGGAAGAAUCCUAAAGGGGAGAGUGAGAAUGUGCGAGAAGGCUUGGUUGUUCAAGAGGGUGUUGAAGUGCCUAAUGCACCCUCUGCAGAGUCAAGUAAGAAAGUGGCUGCUACUAGUGGAAGGAGGCAUUCUGCGAGAGUUGCAAAGGACUUUGGGAAGUUAGACUUGAAUGUGGAAUUUAAUAAUGAGGUUGAAGAGCCUGCACCAAGGGUGGUCCAAGGAAAUGGAACAGGCCGUGGGGAGGAGGAUAUCAUUGAGGGGAGUGGUUUUUUUGAGGGUCUGGAUGAGUUCCUAAGCACUCUUCCAAUACUCAACGUUGUAGGUGAUGAUAAGGUCAAGGCUGCUUAGUGAAAUUUGGAUCUAUCCUGUUGUAGUUUUAGCUACUUUUUUGUUUUUUUAAUGCCUGUAGAACUUAAUGAUGUAGAGCAACUUGGGCAUUUCCCUUUAUUUUUCUUGUGUAGUCUAAUUGAAUGUACAUUCAGCAGCAGGAUGCUUUUUAUGGUACGGUUUACAGCUUCAGAAUCGAGCUGUUUAAUGAUUAAGAACUAUUUUCGUUUUUA
Messenger RNA from Coffea eugenioides, 2211 nucleotides. RefSeq lists its product as uncharacterized. The coding region runs from base 110 to 1999 and encodes 629 amino acids. The record is from RefSeq and is a predicted model, not a curated record. The transcript has a single exon. Lineage: Eukaryota; Viridiplantae; Streptophyta; Magnoliopsida; Gentianales; Rubiaceae.